AUGAACCACACACGCGGUCUCAUAUCAUCCGCCCAGGCCCUACGCCAGAUCUUCAUCGCACCUGUUCGCACCUCCAGAAUCGGAAUUCUUACAUUCAGGCCUCUCCAGAAUGUCCCCCAGACUCGAUUUUUUCAACAAUCCCGUUGCUUAGAGCUUCGAGAAUACCGAGCACCCGUUGAAAAGCCCCCGAUAAACGAAGCUAUCCGUGCGUCAUUUGUCCAAGUUGUGAAUGAUGAAGGGGAUCUCGACCCUCCCACCAGACUGGAGGAUGUUUUGGAAAGCUUUGACCACACCGAGUUCUUCCUUCUUCGGGUGCAAGAAGGAGACCAUGAGAAUCUGCCGGUUUGCAAGAUCUACAAUAAGAAAGAAGUGCGAGCACGUGAAAAGGCCAAAGCAAAGUCAGCUCGUGAAUCCAAGGUUGUAUUCAAACAAAUGGAGCUGAAUUGGGCAAUCGAUGCGCAUGACCUGUCGCACCGCCUGAAGCAACUCUCGACCUUUUUAGAGAAAGGUCGUAGGGUGGAAAUUCUGUUGACCACCAAAAGGCGCAAGCGCAAUCCUACAGUGGAUGAGAUCAAACAGGUCAUGCAGAGUGUUUUGGAUACAAUCAGAGAGGCUGGUGGAACUCAGACCAAGGCAAUGGAGGGAGAACCGGGGAAGCAACUCAAGAUUACUGCACAGAAGAAUAUCUGA
This is a messenger RNA of Penicillium verrucosum, 690 nucleotides long. RefSeq names its product putative translation initiation factor IF3. Gene Ontology annotation, cellular component: mitochondrion. The coding region runs from base 1 to 690 and encodes 229 amino acids. Gene Ontology annotation, molecular function: translation initiation factor activity; ribosome binding. Gene Ontology annotation, biological process: mitochondrial translational initiation; ribosome disassembly. Lineage: Eukaryota; Fungi; Ascomycota; Eurotiomycetes; Eurotiales; Aspergillaceae. The record is from RefSeq and is a predicted model, not a curated record. The transcript has a single exon.